GUUACGGACCCAUUCUUGUGGCCGGCCCAUAAGUGAACAAUACCAACCAGUGAGUCUGUCUGGAAAACAUACCUUUGUGUCUGUCUGUCUCCUCCACUGAAAAUGGCUUGUGGGUUUUGCUCGCUGCGUCCCACUCUCACUUCCUUACUCUCGUCCCACGCUCUUGCGCUUGCGCCCACUCCACACUGGCCUUCGAGCUCCCUGCGUAUCUCCCGCGCUUUAUCAGCUGCAACUCUUCCAAUUACCUCCUCCUCCUCCUUCUUCACGUGGGAUGACGUCUCCGAGAUCGGUCGGAAGGAGUCUGCGUCUCCUCAAAACGCCUCCUCCGAUCUCACCGGGUUUCUCGAGAAAGUCGACCGCUGCAAUCGAGGAUCCGAAAAGUUAGCUGAGUUCAUACCCUUUGUCAUAGAGGAACAAAUCGUUGGUUAUAUCCAUAAAGGAUUUACGGAGUACUUGAGGGAGUUUCAUGAUACAUUCACGUUUUCAAAGAAUGGUUGCCUUGGUGGUGACUAUGUAACGCUUAAUCUGAUGUUUGAAAAGCCUGAAGAUAGAACAAGAGCUGUUGCAGAUGUGAUCAGGAUCUUGGGUGACAAAGGUAUCAUUCCAGGCAUACGAAAUGAGCUGUAUCCUGUGAAACCAUCUUUUAAUGCUCCCGCCGUUUUUUCGCUAGAGCGUGCUGCUGCUCCUUAUUUCGGAUUAAAGGGAUACGGAGUUCACAUGAAUGGGUAUGUAGAAAGAGAUGGACAAAAGUCUCUAUGGAUAGGAAAGAGAAGUCUCACAAAAUCCACUUAUCCAGGGAUGCUUGAUCAUCUUGUUGCUGGAGGAUUGCCUCACGGGAUUAGCUGCGGUGACAAUCUAGUAAAGGAAUGUGAAGAGGAAGCUGGUAUAUCCAAAGUCAUUGCUGAUAGGGCGAUACCGGUUGGUGCUGUUUCGUACAUGGAUAUUGAUCAGUACUGUUUCAAACGGGAUGUGCUGUUUUGUUAUGAUUUGAAACUCCCUGAGGAUUUUGUUCCCACAAAUCAAGAUGGAGAAGUUGAGAGCUUCAAGUUGAUUCCAGCAGCACAAGUUGCUAAUGUGAUUAGGGAGACUAGUUUUUUCAAGGCGAACUGUUCCCUUGUCAUUAUUGACUUCUUGUUUCGUCAUGGGUCUAUCAGACCAGAAUCAUCUGGUUACUUGGAUCUAUACCGAAGCUUGAGGAAUGGAGAUUGCUCAUAAAGAUGCUACUAUCUUAUUUUUCCUAUCUGAUGUUUGUGCCUUCAUGAUGAUCCAGGAAGUCCAGUGAAGAUUCAUUUAUACUACAAAUGAGCGAAACCAACAGAGAGAUGGUCCAGAUGGCUAAAGUUACUUGCCCAAAGAGUCUCUCAAUGAUAAUACUCCAUUAGAUUAACGAUAAUUGUUGCUUUUUUAUAUUUUACCUCUGUAUUGUCUGCAUGACCUAACAGCCUUUUCCAGAACGAUACAAAAGCUGAUAAUAAUAAUAAAAAAUGGAGAAAAAAGGCCCGCAUGUU
Molecule: messenger RNA, 1508 nt
Organism: Brassica oleracea var. oleracea
Lineage: Eukaryota; Viridiplantae; Streptophyta; Magnoliopsida; Brassicales; Brassicaceae
Product: nudix hydrolase 20, chloroplastic
Exons: 10
Coding region: 103-1215 (370 amino acids)
Molecular function (GO): 8-oxo-dGDP phosphatase activity
Source: RefSeq, a predicted model, not a curated record